Chironomus riparius is the source of this 1047-nucleotide messenger RNA. The record is from the annotation of a GenBank genome assembly. NCBI's taxonomy places the organism in Eukaryota, Metazoa, Arthropoda, Insecta, Diptera, Chironomidae.
AUGACAAUAAUAACAGAUAAAUUGCAAAUUUCGCCACUUAUCACAAGUCACAUAAAAUACAAACAUCAUCUGCUAGCAGUGCCAGCAUACAGCAGCGAUAUAGUAUUGACAUUAAAAGACGUAAGAGUGAUAGUACCGACUGCUGUGAGGCGUGGUGAAAAUGUAAAUUUAAUGUGUCUAUAUGAUUUGGAAGGCGAUACACUAUACUCAUUAAAAUGGUAUAAAGGAAAGAGGGAAUUUUAUCGGUUUACACCGAAAAAGGAGCCAUCACUACAGACAUUUCCCGUUCCAGGGAUUUAUGUUGAACCUGCACCAUCAAAUAGUAGCUACAUAAUAUUGAAAUCAGUGGAGCCGUCGAUAUCUGGCAAAUACAUAUGUGAAAUAUCAGCCGAUGCUCCAUCAUUUCAUACAGAAAUAGUCUCUAGCGAGAUGGAAGUUGUUGACGUGCCUCAAAGUAAACCGAUUAUCACAGAAAUUAAAUCACAUUACAGAAUAGGUGAACUGAUAAGAGGCAAUUGUUCGAGUCAAUACUCGAAACCAGCUGCGAAUUUAACAUGGCUGAUAAACGAUAUGCCGAUGGCAUUAUCGAUAAGACAAUAUCCACUAUUGAAAGAUGAAUCUGGAAAUUUAGUAUCAAAUACAAUAGGAUUGUUCUUGCGACUCACACAGCAGCACUUUUCAAAUGGACGUUUGAAGAUAUCGUGUAUAGCUAGUAUAUAUAAUUUAUAUAAGGAGCGUGCUGAAAAAUUCAUUGAUAUUGAUCAACCAACUGUUUUCUCAGCAUCAGCAUCACAAUCAUUUAUUGAUCUUCCAUCAUCACAUUAUUCAUCAUAUCAUGAUACAUAUGAUUCAGCAAGCAAUCAUAAUGAUGCACAAAUCCAAGCAGACAUGUCAAGCAGUGCAUCAACUUUUGUGAACAACAAUCGACAACAGCAACAAUUUAUUAUGAAAACUUUUUCCAUUCUCAUCUGUAACUUUAUUGUGCUUCAGAUAAUGUUGAAAAAUGUAGCAAUUUAGUUUAAUGUAAUUCAUGAACGGACGGGAAGG